Bacillus rossius redtenbacheri is the source of this 1495-nucleotide messenger RNA. RefSeq lists its product as uncharacterized. The coding region runs from base 52 to 630 and encodes 192 amino acids. NCBI's taxonomy places the organism in Eukaryota, Metazoa, Arthropoda, Insecta, Phasmatodea, Bacillidae. The record is from RefSeq and is a predicted model, not a curated record. The transcript has 3 exons.
GUGUCCCAGGUCGCCGCCUGCCGUGCGCGCCGCCGCUCCGCUUCCGGCGCCAUGAGGACCCGGCUUCCGACUUGCACAGUUCUGCUCCUGGUAGGCGUCGCUGCCUGGGCGGGAGAGGAGGCAGAGAGCUCUGAUGGUGAAGCAUUCAACCAAGAUGUUGCUGAGCGCUCGUCCUGUCGAGUGUUGCCCGAGGGAGGCCGGACGAGGAAGAGGUCGCCCCUGGACGCCGCCCCCGUGGGUGGUCUGCCGGCGGUGCUGCCCCACGGCCUCUCCUCGGUGGAGCACCACGGGCCCAAGGCGGCAGAGGCGGCUGGCGUGGUGUCCACGCACUCGGCGGUCAUCUCUCACGGCAUCGAGCGUGUGGUGGCACACGGACCCAGCGCGCCUCUGGUGGUGCCGGUGCCACUGCUGCACGUGCUCACCAAGGUCACCAAGACCUCGCUGACGGUGGACCACGGCGGGCCGAGCUCGGUCCCGCGCGCCAGCCACGUCACCGUGGUCACCGGUCUGGUGCACCACGUGGUGGUGGCACCCGUGGUACAUGAGAACAUGUUCCACUCGCACCUGGGCGGCCACGGCGAGGGACUGGGCUUCGGUGGACACGGCAGUGGCCAUGGCUUCUUCGUCUAGCGCACGACCGGAGUUGCCGCUCCACGUGCCAGCGACGCCAACGCGGGUACCAACCUGCAGCACCAUGUGGUGGUGGCACUUCUGUCACAUGACAACAUGUUCCGCUCGCACCUGGGCGGCCACGGCGCGCCACUGGGCUUCGGUGGACACGGCAGUGGCCAUGGCUUCUUCGUCUAGCGCUCGACCGGAGUUGCCGCUCCAUGUGACAGCGAUGCCACCGCGGGUACCAACCAGCAGCACCAUGUGGUGGUGGCACUUCUGUCACAUGACAACAUGUUCCGCUCGCACCUGGGCGGCCACGGCGAGGGACUGGGCUUCUGUGGACACGGCAGUGGCCAUGGCCUCUUCUCUUAGCACGUGGCCGGAGUUGUGUGCCAACCCACCUAUAGUAUACCAUGUGGAGGUGGUGCCUCGACCAGUAUAACUAUAUUCUGCUAAAAAAAUUAAUAAAAACAUUUAGUGAAUAAAUCUUGACAAUAAAAAUAAUAAAAAAAUAUUUUUCUUAAAACAUACGAAAUUUAUCGUAGGCUGUGAGUUACUGAAAAUUUGUUUGUAAUAAUGGUCACUUCCUAUACACCAUAAAAGUUUUGGACAAAUUUAUGCAAUUUUACAGAAAAACCUAUUGUAAAUAUUUAUUAAAUUAAAUUUAACAUAUUUUUAGUGUAUCUGCAACAUUGUGAGUUUCAUGACUGUAGUAAUUGUCUUUUAACCAAGUUGUCAUGGCAGCAAUUGUCCACAGAUAUGUUUUCUUUUCACAACUGGGAGGUCACAAAGAAAAUUCAGGCUUUGCUGGCUAAGUUAGAGCCUAAAACAUAUUCAUGGGGUGUACAAGGUUUCUUGGGAUCAAUAAAAUAUGGUCUUGGAA